AUGCCCCAGUGGCUAUGUCAUUGCGACAACCUCAAAAAUCGUGGCACGAACUAUGACAGAGACUGUCGCAACAUGCUGUCCAGUCGGUCGAGCCAGGCUCACAGUAAACUUUCAACUUGGUUUUCUAGGGACCUUGAUUCAAAAAACACGUACUCCAUUCGACCGAGCGACGCAACGGAUUCAGGGUUCUGGUGGGCGACUGAGGUGUGUGCCUGGGGACCUGCGGCGGGCACUAUGACGCGAUAUGCCUAUAUGUCGUUCGACACGGAUGGGAAGGAGACGAGUAUGACUGGUGCUAUGAGCAGCCCAGGCUCGUUCAAUGCUUAUGGUGUGGAGGUCCGAUGGCAGUCAACGGAUUUCACCACCCCGCAAGCCACUGUGGCCAUGACUACCACCACACAAGCUACGCCAACCCAGACACAGAGCUCCACAGGAAGCUCAUCCAGCCUCAGCACGGGCGCGAAAGCCGGCAUCGGCGUGGGUGUCGCUGCCGGGGUGGUUUUAGCAGUGGCCCUUGCGCUGGGCCUACUAUGGUCCCGGCGACGAAGACACCAACAGCCCAAUGCGACGCACGGCCAGCCUGGGAAUCCCGAUUACAAUGGACUGCCUGAAUUGAGUGGCACAAGAGAUAAACCCCUCACUUAUGAAAAGGCAGAGUUACCAGCCAACCCUGCACAAAAUCAGAUAGAACUAUUUGAGCUGGACGGGCAACAUCCCAGAUGA
This is a messenger RNA of Aspergillus udagawae, 723 nucleotides long. RefSeq lists its product as uncharacterized. The transcript is spliced from 2 exons. The record is from RefSeq and is a predicted model, not a curated record. Lineage: Eukaryota; Fungi; Ascomycota; Eurotiomycetes; Eurotiales; Aspergillaceae. Bases 1 to 723 code for a protein of 240 amino acids.